AUGCAGCACAUCCCCGGCCUUGCCACGCAGCGACACCGCGACGGCGACGCGAAAGGAUGCACCCAGCACGCAACCCAGCUUGGCAACAUCUCCCACAUCUCCCUUAGGCUUCGAAUUUCCUUCCAACGGCUCGUUGAAACGGGGUCGGGUGGAGAGUAG
Plenodomus lingam JN3 is the source of this 159-nucleotide messenger RNA. The record is from RefSeq and is a predicted model, not a curated record. Lineage: Eukaryota; Fungi; Ascomycota; Dothideomycetes; Pleosporales; Leptosphaeriaceae.